Lucilia sericata (common green bottle fly) is the source of this 8022-nucleotide messenger RNA. RefSeq names its product MOB kinase activator-like 2 (gene Mob2). Gene Ontology annotation, molecular function: protein kinase activator activity. The coding region runs from base 1398 to 2918 and encodes 506 amino acids. Gene Ontology annotation, cellular component: cytoplasm; nucleus. The record is from RefSeq and is a predicted model, not a curated record. Gene Ontology annotation, biological process: signal transduction; positive regulation of protein phosphorylation. The transcript is spliced from 5 exons. Lineage: Eukaryota; Metazoa; Arthropoda; Insecta; Diptera; Calliphoridae.
CACGACGUCAACAACUACGAUAAAUUUACAAAUAAUAUUGAAAAAAAAAGAAUAAAUAAAAUAAUAAUAAUGUAGCUAAAUGUGUACAUGUGUUGCUCUUUUUUGACUAAAUGUGACAGCAAACAAAAAAGUUCUUGAGGAAACAAUAAUAAUCAUCAUCAUCAUCGUCGUCGCCGUCGUCAUCAUCGUCAUAAUAUAAGCGGCAAAGGCAAAGACAAACCCAGCCCGCCCGACAGCCCAACAACCCACCAACCAUUAACACUUUUCUAUUCUACCUAAUAAAAUGAAAUGAAAUAAUACAACACUGUUUUUGUUCCUACAACUGACUCUGACUGACUCAACCUUUCUAUGCGCCACAAUAAAUAUGAUUUUUUAGUUGAACGGCACGCGAAGUACCCAAGAGACGACAGACAGCACAAAAAAAAAUUUUAAAAAUUUAUAAAGAAACAAACGCUGAAAACUAAAAGAAACUUUUAAAAUUUGAAAUAGAAAAAAAUAAAUAACAAAAUUUUGUAUACAAGUGAGCUGCUCUGCUUGACAAGAAAACAAAUAAAGCAACUACAACAACAACAACAAAAACGUCAAAAAACAAGAGAAUGUCAACGUUUUUCCUGUAUUUUAAAUAAAUAAAAUAACAUAAAUUUAUUAAAUCAUUUAAUAAUUUAAAACAAAUAUAAAAAUUAUAAUUAAAAUCUAAAAAACACAAAAUAAAUUUGAAAUAAAACCUCUAAAUAACGCGUGUGUGCGUGUGUUUCUAACAAAUAAAUAAAAUAUUGUGUUAAAUAUUUUAAAAAGCUGUCAAAGUGUGUGCAAAAAUUUCAUUUAUUUGUUGCUGCAAUCAUUCUAAUUUUAAUAUUAGUAUUAAAUAACGUGACGUGUUUAAAACGUUAAUCCACCUUAACGUCUACAAAUGGCUGUGUUAAAUUUUAAAAAUAUAAAUAAAAAACUUUAAAAAUAUACAUAUUACAAAACAUAUUAAAUAAAUUACACUAAAAAUAUGUAAAAUUUAAAAUUAAUUCUUGUUUUAACAAAAAAAAAAAAAAACACAACAAUAAACCAAAGAAGUAUUAUUAAAACAAACAACAACACAAGGAAAAGGCACAAAGUUUUACUUUAACAAAAAAAAAAAAACAACAAUAAAAAUAAUCAUACCACUUGAAAAGCACCACCUGGAAACUUAAAACAACAAAGCCAAGAAAAUAGGCUGAAAAUACAACAACAAGAAGAAACACUUUACUUUGAACUUUGUAUCAAGCAAUUACGAACGAACCCACCUUUUUUGUAGAAAAUUCAUCACACACACUCACAACUAUUAUUAAGUCAUCACACCCACCACCCCCUUAACAACAGAAUCACUCGCCAAUAAGCCCCCCCAACAUCUAGACUUCAACACACAAAUGAAAGAUAUUGAAACAUCAGCGUCUGCACCGAACAGUUCAACAUCAUUUGUAUUUAAAUGUAUUAUAAAAACUGUACGCUUUAUGUGGCAAGUUACAGCGUUACCGACAAAAAUUGGUGAAACUAUUGGUACCUUUUACCGUUAUGCACAGACCUCAGUCGAUAGUAUAUUAUGUGUAGCUGGAAAAGCUCGUCGUAAAGAACGAGAUGGUGAUCAAAACUCAACAGAUACCAAAUUAUAUUUGGAAGAAAGUGUUUUAGAACGUAAAUUACCUGAAGCUGAUCUCAAAGCUCUAGUUGAUCUACCAGCUGGUUUAGAUUAUAAUGAGUGGCUGGCAUCACAUACUUUGGCUCUUUUUGAACAUGUAAACUUGGUUUAUGGCACCAUUAGUGAAUUUUGUACCACUUCGGGUUGUCCCGAUAUGACAGGACCGGGCAACAGAACGUACUUAUGGUUUGAUGAGAAAGGUAAAAAGACCCGCGUAGCGGCUCCACAAUAUAUCGAUUAUGUUAUGACAUUUACCCAAAAAACUGUCAGCGAUGAAUCGAUAUUUCCUACCAAAUAUGCCAACGAAUUUCCCAGUUCGUUUGAAUCGAUUGCCCGUAAAAUUUUACGCUUGCAAUUUCAUGUGAUAGCACAUCUGUAUGCGGCGCAUUUCCGAGAAAUCGCCCUAUUGGGUUUGCAUACGCACCUUAAUUUAACUUUUGCCCAUUUGACCGCUCUGCAUAGGCGUUUUAAUUUAAUUGAUGAAAAGGAGACCGAUGUUUUACGUGAUUUAGAAGUGGCUUUAAGAUUAACCGAUGAUACCACCGGCGGUGGAAGCGGUGGCGCUGGUAGUGGUAGUUCACAAAAUGAUGCAACAGAAACAAAUUCCUCAUCGUCUGGAGGCGGCAGUGGUGGUGGCGGAGGAGGUACUGGUGGUGGCGGUGGGAGUGGUGUAGAUUCAAUUAAGGGGAGUUUAAACGAGGAUGUCAAUUCAGUGCAACACAAUAAUCUUAUGGAUUGUAAUACGACGGCACAGCCUCCAAUAUGUACACAGCCCGAGGCCAAUCUAAAGUCACAACAGUUUGGUGGCGGCGGUGGACUUAUUGGUGGUAUCUUAGGUGAUUUAAGUAGCGGCGAAUUUGGUGAUACUAUGCAUUAUUGUACUUCGGCAGUUCCUGCUUCCUCUACUACUAACAAUACCUCCUCCAAUCAUACUUUUACUCCCAACACCUGCUCUACGAACAGCACCUGCACGACAGCCGAUCAACAGUCGUCGUCGUCAUCGUCUACAGUAGGGGCCGUUACGGCAAAUGGUAAUAAUGGCGCGGGCGCUUUAAAUUUUCAUCUCAAUAAUAACAAUCACUUAGCACAUCAUCCACAUACGCACCAUCCCCAUCAUCACCACCAUCAUCAUCACAACAAUGUGCAUCACCAUCAUAAUCAUCCAUAUGCGCAAAAUACAGGCCUAAUACAGUGCAAUGCUAGUAACGCUCCUACAGCAACAAAUGCUACCACUUCAACAACCACAGCAUAGCUGAUCUAGAUUAAAUAUAUAAAAUUAUUAUUAUUAUUAUUAAUAUUAUUAUUAUUCUUAUAAUUAUUAUUAUUAUUAUUAUUCUUUUUUUUCUGUUGUUAUCUCUUUUCCUAAACAACAUUAACAACAACAACAUCAACUGCUACAAAAAUAAUAAAUCAACAAACAACAACAACCACAACAAACAAAUAAAUUUAAUAAUAAUAAUGAAAACCCUAAACUAUCUCUCCUUUAUAACAAAUUAAAACAAAUAAACAAAACAAACAAACAAAAAAAGUAAGAAAAAAACAAACAACAAAAUAUUAAAAUAUAGUUUUAAAACAAGUUAAGAAAUAAAGAAAGAAAAAUAAAUGUUAAUUAUGAAAAAUUAAAAGAAAAAAAAAUAAAACAAAUACAAAAAAAGUAAAAAAUAUUAAAAAAAAUUGCAAAUAAUGUUUUAUUAGUUUUUAUGAACAAGAGUAUGAUGAAUGACUUAAUUAAAACAACUACUACAUACACAUAUGAAGCAAAAUACUUACAUAUUUAUUUGUUUAAUUAUGGAAAUCUAAAACACACAUACAUACAUACACCUAAAAUUUUACUUUUCAAUUGUAUUUAGAAGAUGUUUAGUUUUUAGGAAAAUUUUAGUUUUUCCAAAACAUUUCAGUAGUUAGGAUUCGUUUAUAGUUCAGUUCACAAAGGAAAUGAUUUGAAUUUAUAUAUUAGCGGUAUUCGAUGUUUACUUUUGCAAAUGUUUUGUUAACGAAUGUGAGCGGUUUCAUUAUUUGAUAUUUGCAAUGCAAUUUAAGCUUUUUAGCAGCUGUUAUAAACGUCAACAAUUUAUGAAAGUUUAUGUUUGAUUUUUUAAAUAAUCUUUGGAAAAAGUUACCCUGAAAAUUACUUCGACUGAAUGUACGACGUUCGACAAUUUAUAAGUGGUCUCUAGAUACCUAACUUUUCAUCUAUGUAUACAACUCCAACUAAAAAAACACUUAUUUGUUUAAAAAACGUACUUCAUUACUUAGUGCCUCCUCCAUGUAAUCAAAGAACACUUAUAUUCCUUCUGUUGACCACUUUUUGCUUGUUUAUUUCUCCUUUUAAUUUAAAUGGAAUAAUUUUUGUCUCUAUUGUUUUAGUUUAAUUUAUUUUGUUGUUUACAAUUGUCAGCUGUUAUAAUGAAAGAAUUGCAAACGCAAUAACGCACCAAAAAAAACUAUACCAACAGUGUGUGUUUUGUUGUUGGAUUGCAUAAAAAUCUAUGAGAUUUUGCAUUUGCUCUUUUCCAAGACCAUUUGCACUAAACACUGAUCUCCCGUUAGGAUUUGUAUAUCCAUCAAAGGGACUGAGCAAAACUGAUUCCGUAUCAGGUUUUAGAAUUUAAUUCAUUUUCAGAUAUCGUGUCAUGAAGUUUGAAAAAAAACAGCUUUUGACCACAUUUAAGGCGCUAUAACAGUGCGAAGAUACCUUCAUUAAUAAAAUCUGUGUUAUGUCAGCUGUAAGUCCUAUAAGUCGACUUUAAAAAGAAGGUUUUACCACUAUUCUUCUUCUUUCUUCGAGAUAAUGCCACACAUUCAACACAUUUUUCGAAAAUAAACAAAAAAUUUGCUUCUUCCAUUCAAAACUUUUCUGCAUUUCAAUUCGAAUCUAAAUGUUUUUCGUUUUGCAAUUUUGAUAUUGUUCGUAAAGCAUUGAAACCGAAUGCAAAUGCUCCUUCUUCUUCUUACUAUUCCUUGGAAACGAAAUCGAAGUGCACAAUAAGUAAACCUUCUAUCUUUUUAUGAUUGUAAACCCGAACUAUUAUGCGAUUUUAAACCAAAAUCUCUAAUGUUAGGCGAACUGAGAUUCUCUUCAUAUGACCCUUUAUAAAACAAAAGUAAAGUUGUUUUACCUCAAACAAAUAUAGAUUUUAAUAAAACUAUUCUUAGCAAAGAAAAGCAAAAGUCUUAUUAUAAUCCAAUGAGGUGAAGAUCACACCAGUUGAACUCUAUUAUUCGAGUUGACCAAAAAUUGAGCCAUGAAAGGUUUGUAUUGAUGUUUCAAAUUUGCUAUACAAUACUGGGAGGUUACUCUGGUAGCACAAUACAAUUCAUGAAUUCAUUAUAGUACUACCCUGCCUUAGUUAAAUUGUUGCUUACAGCCUCAUAAUGAAAAACGAGCUGCUAACUUUGUUGUGUAUAAAUUCCCUAAAGAGAAAAAUAGCAGCUCGUUAGUUGGUAGUUAGUUUUUUAUAAUAAAUAAGAACAUUAAAGUAUUUGGAUUGUUUUAAAUCAAAAUAUGUAGUUCUAAAAUCACAAAAAUUUCAUUGCAUAUUGUGUAGCGUUGUGUUUAUUUUGUUAUAAUUCAGUGGUUUUAUUUUCACAUACAUAAGUUACUAAUGUAAACAUUGGUUUGUGGUUACAAUUUGUCGCUAAAGUAUUAAAUAUGUACAUAUAUAGUAGAUCUUAUACUAUUCAAUAGUUGGGAUUACCUUAUUACUUUUAAUACUCAACAGAAUUUCAGUCUUAAGUUCUGUUAAUUGCAAAAAAAAAAGAAAAUAGAAAACAAUUUAGAAUUCCUGCUUAUAUAUAGAUUAAACAAAAACCAAAGCAGCAACAAUGUGUUAUUAUUUCCACAACGAAUUCUAGAACGUUUCGUUGAGAAGAAACACAGAAUUUUUCGAAACCGUUAUUGUGGAUAUGGAUGUUCCUUUUACAGAAUGGUUUUGUAAUCCGUUCUUUAUAUAAUGACUUUUGAUCGAAAUGAUCACGCUUUAGAAGUAGUUCUAGGAAAGCUUUAGGGAAUAAAUACACUUAUCUUUCAAAUAGUUCUAGAAUUAGUAUUUUUAUGUGAUUUUUUUUAUAUAAAACAGUUUUAAGCAACAAUUGCGCAGUUUUCGUGGUCGGAUCUUAUUCGUUUUCUUUAAUUUGUUAAGAAUUAGACAUUUGAUUAAAUAUGACAAUUGACCCUUUAGAUUAUAAUUUAAAAUCUACAUAUAAAUUUUAAUUUAUAUUUUAAAUACAAUUGAAAACAACUCUCUACACACAUACAUACUUUGAUUAAAAAACUAAAAUUUGUUUAACAAUUUCUUAUUUUCAACGUAUAUACUUUUAAUGGGUCGAUUAUGUAUAACAACCGAAGUUCAGGACAAAGAUUAUUAUUGAAAAUUCAGUAUUUAUAAAGUUUCCAAGCUAUUGCUAAAAAAAUGUUCAGUAUUUACAUCAUUUUGUCAACUGGCAACGCAACUAAAGUGUUAAUCGAGAUAUAUAAUCGAACCAUAAAUAUUUCACUAGAAUUUUUUAUUUAUUUUUUUAACAAAUACCAACUAUAUUCUAUAAGAAACACUAAGCUUUAAUAAAUGUUUACUAUUUUCAGUUGGAUAUGCAAAAUUCUAAAAAGAAAAAGAAAGAAAAAACAUUUACACAUAAAUUAAGUUAAAAUCAAAAUUUUCAAUUCAUUGUUCAUUAUUGAUUUGUAUUUUUUAAAAUUUUUAUUUAAAUCAAGCUAAUAAGUGUAAAAAUUAAUAUGUAAUUAAACGCUUUAAAUGCUUGAAAAUUAUAAAACUUUUCAAUUAAAGGAAAAAUGACACCAUAAAAUUUUAAAUAAAUUCUUUUAUGUAAUCCUAACUUCUAUUUUCAAACAUGACUAUUAAUUAUCAUACAUCCCAACAAACAAUUUUCAAUUAUACGGUAAAAAAACGAAUGGCAAAUUCUUUUAUUUAAGUUACAUUUUUAAUAAUUCACAAAUUUCCUCAACUUUUAUCCCAAAUUGUUGUUGUAAAGCUAAUAAAUUGAUAAUUAUAAAAAAACUAAAAAAAACUUUAAUAAACAAAGAAGUAGUCUGAUUAUAACUAAAAAAACUAAAAAUAUUUAUAAUACAACUGAAGUAACAGAACUAUAAAUUUAUUAAAUAAAACCAAAUUUUUAAAAGCACUUUAAAAUGUGAAAAAGCAAUGGAUAAUAAAAUUAAUUGUAAACACUCUUGUUUAAAAACAUUAAGACACAUGAUUAUUAUUUUGUUUACAUUUUUACUUUUUCGAAAAGGAUCCAUUUUGUAAUGUUUUUCUCUUCUUUUUAAAUGCAAAUAAUUUUUACAUAUCUUUCUAAAUACAACUAAUGUGGAGAAAAUUUGGAACAGAAUAAACAGAAGCUAGACAAGAAAUAGACCAAUUCACUUGGGUCCAUUUUUGGUUCUUUUGUAUUACCCGAAACGUAUCCUACCUCGACCCACCAUUAAGACAAUUGAGUUUUGAUCCUGGGUUUCGUGGCAAACUAACUUAUUGAAAAGAGUUAGUUUGCCACGAAGAAACUCCUUUCAGACAGGACCACUUCACUCGUCAGAUGUGGUAUUGUGUAGUAUUUGAUUCAGCCUGUGGCCGCGAGAAUCUUAGGUUGUCAUUAAAUUUAGACCCAGAUAUCUCACCAAGGUAACUGCCAAUGAGUUACUUUCUCUUAGCGGCUAUAGCAGGACAUUCACAGAGAAGUUAGAAGAUCGUUUCUUCUUUUCCCUGUCUUUGCAACUGUGACAGCACUCAUAGAAGGGGAGCUCAAGCCGAGAUGAAUGCCCGUCUAGCUCCUAGUGUCCUGUUAUAUACGCCGUCUGACUAAUAGGGUAGUGAUAGUUAAUGCAAAAGGAGUACCGGUGACUGUCGACAAAAAUUCCUAGGUUGCCACGAAUGUUGAGAUCGUAUAGUACCCUACAGGCUGACAUUUGUUGGGAAGACGGUAGUAGAUAUAUAUCCCAGCUGUAAAGAUUCGGUCGUAUAUUCACUUGAUAGAUUACCCUUACUCGCUCCUAGAAGGAACUCUAGGCCCAAAUUAUGGCACACGAUAUCGAUCGAAAUCUCCAUUUAGAUUCUAUUGAGAUUUCGAUCGAUAUCGUAUGCCGUAAUUUGGGCCCUGACUUUGAAAACUCUAUUAAAAGUCCGUGUGUGGGGUAAUAUAGGGGGAUGGUUGAUUCAAGAUUGGAGGUAGCAGGCCUAAAAUCUUAACAUGUCCGGAUGCACAGAUCAAUCUUUAGAAUGACAAUUGUUUAAAACGUGCAGGACACAGAAAGAAAGUAUUCGAUUGUUCCUUAUUCGUAAUACCCGUACCGGAUCCUAUUUCGAAACUCCAUUUAGACAUUUGAGUUGCUAUGGCAGGAGUUGCAG